GCAGCUUCUUCUCUGUUUAUGCUCUGCUACUUGCAUUCCCCUUCCUUCAUUUCCUCUGAUUUCCAAACAAGAAAACAUGGCUGAGAUUGCAACCAUUUUUCUCUCUCCCUUCCUCCAAGCUUUUUUCGAAAAAAUGGCAUCUGGUGACUUCGUUGAGUUCUUUCGGCAUCGAAAACUCUCCGAAGGACUCCUCAAGAAGUUGGAGACAUCAUUCAUGACCUUCGUUGCAGUGCUUGAAGACGCUGAAGAAGUGCAAGUUACAAAGCCUGUUGUGAAAAAGUGGCUUGAUGAGCUGAAAGAUGCGGUCUAUGAUGCAGAGCACGUCUUGGAUGAGAUUGCUACUCAAGCCUUGCGAAGCGAGUUGGAUGCUCAAUUUCAAACCACUGCAAGCAAGGCUAGAGUCCCUGGAGAUACCAGGCUGCAAGGUGUGAUUGAAAGUAGUGGGAUAUUAUGUUUUGGUGGCAAAUGCAGAGGAGUUGAAGUGGGUACUCGAUGCUAUUUGAGAAGACCCAUUAGAUUGUUUGUGGAUCAUUGCAUGUGUGCUUAUUUUUAUGUUGGCUGUAGAAGAACAUUCUCUGUAAUAUCAUGAAUGCAUGUGUAAAUGCUUCGUUGGACCGCUAGAAGAGUCUAUCUGAAAUUCCAUGGUUGUUCUUCUUCAAAGAAAGCUACCGUCAGUCUGAAUUGCAAAGGUAUCUUUUGCAUCAUAUUUGUUAUGCUAUAAAGUUCAUCUGCGUUAACUUCUGUUUUUUAAAGAAAAUGUGAUGCUUUGGCUGUUUAAUGAAUUACAUGACAUCUUCCUGAAACUGACAAUGGGAAUUUGAUGCUGCUAUGUAAAUCAUGUGUGGAGUGCUGAAAAGAUUCUCGAGCUAACUUUGCUUAAACAGCUGAUGCUAAUGAUGGUUCUGUUGCCACCAGAAUUACUUUUCUGUUUAUUGGAUCUGCAAAUGUUAACAAGACUCAUCCACCAGAAAUUGCCAAAAGGGAAGUGGUUCUGUUUCGCAGAGAACAAAAGCUUCCGUAAUCACUUCUGAAUCCUGUAAGGAGGCUAACGUUCAAUAAGAUGGAGGGUUCUUAAUUGGAAAUUGACCUCUUCUUAUGAAACUAGACUUUUUCCCAUUUUCAUAGUAAAAAACAAAAUUGAAAGUAGACAGUUGCUUUCAAAUGUUGUUGCCUCCAUGUGAGUGAUUGUCAAAUUUUUCCUGUCAUAUUUUGCAAUUCUAUUGCCACUAGAAAUACUUUUUUGUUUAUUUGAACUACAAAUGGUAACAAUAUUUAUCCACAAUAUUUAUCCAUAACUAUUGGUUGUUCACUUCAAAAUUUUAUAGUUGAAAAGAAAGCCAUAUAUUCCAUGUGAUAUCUAAUAACUCAAAAAAUUAAGUUGAAUUUACUCUAAAAGAUCCAUGAAUGGGUACUAGGAAACAGAUGAAGACUCAUUUGCUAUUUUUUAAUGCAUGCUUUUAUUUGUGUCAAAAAGCAUCUCGAGUUGAUUGGAAACCAGCUUAGCACUUGCAUGGUAUGUUUAAUUAGAAUCUGCA
This is a messenger RNA of Corylus avellana, 1535 nucleotides long. Lineage: Eukaryota; Viridiplantae; Streptophyta; Magnoliopsida; Fagales; Betulaceae. The record is from RefSeq and is a predicted model, not a curated record.